Synchytrium microbalum is the source of this 1740-nucleotide messenger RNA. RefSeq lists its product as uncharacterized. NCBI's taxonomy places the organism in Eukaryota, Fungi, Chytridiomycota, Chytridiomycetes, Synchytriales, Synchytriaceae. The record is from RefSeq and is a predicted model, not a curated record. The transcript is spliced from 7 exons. The coding region runs from base 1 to 1740 and encodes 579 amino acids. Gene Ontology annotation, cellular component: membrane.
AUGACAUCGCUUGCAAUCAACCACAUCAGCAUUCCUCGACUCACACUAUCACAUCCAUCAGGGACAAGUGUCAAGAGAUGGACAACUUUCGGAGUGUCUAUAUUUGUCAUGGCAACUGCUGGGAGCAUGUUUGCAUUCUCGAGCAUCUCAGAAGGACUACGUGUACGUUUCAAUUACGAUGCUACACAACUCAAUUUGGUGUCUGCUUUGGGAAACGCUGCUCUUUACGUCACGAUGAUUGUAUCUGGACCGUUUUAUGAUACGUUUGGGGCGUCAUGGACGAUGCUAGUCGGUGGUCUUAUCUAUGGAUUUGGAUACCUAUUCAUGUAUUUGACGUAUAUUGGGCUUAUUGAAGACUCGUCGGUAACGCUCGUAGCCAUUUACUACUUUUUGGCUGGCUUUGGAUCGACUACUGCUUAUAUGGCUUCUAUGGGCAAGCCCCAUCCAGGUAUAAACGUCAUGAACUUUCCACCAAAACAAAUGGGGUUGGUGACUGGAAUUCUGCUCCUAUUUUAUGGAUUGAGUGCCACAUUCUACUCUCAACUGUACUCGACAAACUUGAUGGACACUGGAAGUUUCUUGCUUUUCUUGACAGUCAGCAGUGUUAUCGUAAACACAAUCGCAGCAUGUUUAGUAUUCAAGGCUCCACCAGUAGCUGCAACAAAACUUGCUGAAGCCAUACCACCAUCAGAAUCAGAAGCAUCUCCAUCACUUUUGCCAUUACCUUCUACACCAUGGUCAUCGAGCACCGCAUCCUCUCCACCUGUGUAUACCCUUGAAACGUCAUCGACCAGAACUAGUCCUAAACGCACUCCAACUCGAAUAGCAGGUGCAGUUCCAAGUAUGGGAUUUGUACAAGAUCAACGAGUGGUGGAUGAAUUGGACUUGUCCGAUGAGUAUGAAAUGAUUAGUCGUGCAGAUGAUGGAGAUGCUAUUGGUGUUCAGGAUCACGAGAAGAGCAUGUCUAUUGAGAGCGAAGGACCAUGGACUUCUAAUAUUAAUACGUAUGCACCUGAGGAAGAAGAGGAAGCUAGUUUGACGCCUUUUCAGAUGUUAAAUUCUCUAACCUUCUUCCUUUUUGCUAUUGCUUACAUUUGGCAACAAGGAUUAACAUACUUUUCGAACAUAUCUACGAUCGUCACUUCCUUGAUGGGAGCUGAUGUAGAUCCUGCAACUCUGAACAGAAUGAUAUCCACACAUAUUACCAUUUUAUCUGUCUUCAACUCUGCAGGUCGUUUCGCCUUUGGAUUGUUUUACGAUAUCGUGUCUGCUCGAUUUCCAAGAGUUGAUCGUUCCAUCUUACUUAUUGUUGUGGAAAUUCUCUUGUUGGUACCCAUGACCAUGCUGGGAUGGGGUGAUAUUUCAAGUCAAGGAUUGUACAUGUGCUCGAUUUUGAUUGGUCUUGGAUUCGGAGCUGGUGGAUCUCUGUUUCCUCCAUUGACUCGAGACUUUUUUGGGGUCAAGUACUAUGGUACUGCAUGUGGUCUAGUAAUGGUGGCAGUUCCAGCCGGCAUCUUUGUCAGCAAUCUCGUGUUUGGACACUUCUACGAUUUGGAACUACGCUCUCAGCGACAAUCAUCACCACCUUCUACUACUUCAGUAUGCUAUGGGGAAUCGUGCAUCAAACUGGCUUUUGGUGUACAAGCUGCUAUUCAACUGAUACCCUUGGUCAUGUCAAUCGCUCUGUAUGCGUUUCGAACAUGGCGUAAGAAUGUUACUGGUGCUAGUAAAGGGCGUUGA